ACUCGCUCCCUGGGGACCGCUGUUUCCCACGUGCCGGAGCUGACGCGCCGGAAGUUGCGCAGUGGCACAGGCCGGCCUCAGCCGGGGACGCGACUGGACGUUGCAGGGGGCGGGGGUAUCGGGGCCUCGCGCUGCAGCGGCCGGCUCCAUGGGCGCCUGCGGCCACGCGGAGUGCGGGGCGGGCCGCGCCCGCUGAAGGAGAGAAGCCGGGACCCGCUGUGCUGGCGUGAGCAGAACUGUAAUUCUGCUGAAGUAACGUCAGAUGAGUGCUGCCCAGCCUGCAAAGAGAGAGGCCAGAUACAAGCUUUACGGACUUACCGCAUUAGCUUUCAAGAGUCUAUUUUCCUUUGUGAAAAUCCACAGUGCAUCUACCCUCUGGGCUAUAAACCAUUAAACAGCAUAAUAAUUCCUGCUGAUUCAGAAAAUCAUCAAACUCAGGGUACUGAGAGAAAAAGGAAGAUUUUUGAAAUCAGUCCUACAGCUUCCCCCAUUGAAUCAUGUUCAAAACAAGCUAGGACAAACAACAAUUUGAUAGAUGCUGAGCAUACUUUAAAUACUGAUCUUGUUGUCAAGUGUAAUGGAUAUAAUUUGUGUGAGACCCGGCCAUGCCUACCUGAUUUAUCACCGGAUGAUCAGCAGAAAUAUAAUCGUACGACUGAGUCUCUGGAGCAUAAUGUGGACUUGGCAACUGCUAUUACUGUUGGUGAAAGUCCUGACUCUAAUUCCAAAACAGAACUUUUCCCAAAUUCUGAACUUUGUUCAAUAAAAUCUGAAAUCUUGCAUACAGAAAGUAAACCUUCAUUGUUCACAGGGCAUUUGUGUCUCCAGUGGAGGAACAUACAUGCUCUGUGUUGGUUAGACUGUAUUUUGUCAGCACUGGUACACUUAAAAACUUUAAGGAUUGCUGUGACUGAAGCUUGCACUGAAGAAUCUCUAAUCCAGAGGCUGUUUACAAAAUAUAACCAAGCGAUUGCACUCUUGAAUGCCUGCCAAAUAAAUAAGCUAAAAGAUGUUCUUCCAAAAGCUGAGUCACAUCUGAAUGAAAUCAGAAAUACGGUAUUUGCUCAACUUCAACCCCAGCUUAAGUGUGAAUUGGGUAAGAAGGAAAGUCCAGUAUUUGCAUUCCCUCUGCUUUUACGAAAGGAUCCCCAAGUCGAGACACUUUUCCUGCAUUCUUUUUCAUGGAUGUUUGAAUGUUUACAUUGUGGCUACAGCCACCAAGACAGGUGUAGGAAGACGCUAACAACAUUUACAAAUAUAAUCCCUGACUGGCACCCACUUAAUGCUAUUCAUAUUGCUCCAUGUAAUAAUUGUAAUGAUAAAUCUCAAAGAAGAAAAAUGAUUUUGGAAAAAGUACCCUCAAUAUUCAUGAUACAUUUCGUAGAAGGUUUGCCACAUAACAAGCUGAAGAACUAUUCGUUUCAAUUUGAAAGCGAUUUCUACCAAAUAACAGCUGUUGUUCAGUAUCAACAAGAUCCAGAACACUUCAAAACCUGGGUUUUGAAUUCUGAUGAAACUUGGCUUGAAUGCGAUGACAUCAAAGGUCCAUAUUGUAAAAGACAUGAGAGAUUUGAAGUUCCUGUUUCAGAGAUUCACAUUGUCAUCUGGGAAAGGAAAGCAUCCCAAGUGCCAGAUAAAAUUUGCUCACAAGUCCAAAAUGUAAAAUCUGAAAAUCUUCCUCUUAACGAUGCACAGUCAAGUUCUUCUCUAGUGUCAAAUUGUGAUGGUGAUAAUGCCGUAGACAAAAUAACUUCAAUAUGCUACGAAAAGGAGAUUGUGGGCAUUCCUGCUAAUGAACAACAAAAAGUGGCCAGAGAGAAUGAAAAUAGCUUGCUUUCUGGCUUAGAAAAUUUGGCAGAUGAUGAUAUUAUAACUCUGACACUUGUAGAAAUUCAAGUUGAUUCUGAAGGUAAACCACUGGACAAUGGACAGAUAGUGGGAAAUAACCUAACUGCUGAAACAGGCUUGCUGAAAGAGCAGGGGUUAGCUUGUUCAGAUAAAACUGCACGUACAGACGAUGUUUGUAGUCAGACUACCUCCAGCAACGUGUGCACACCGUCUGAAAAUGCCUGUAUUUCCUCACAUCUCGGACAGUUGGAUCUAGUGCAUACUCCAUCUGCUGUUCCUGCAAACCAUUGUAGUGACUCGUCCACACCAUCACACGCUCAAGAGGCAGAGGCCAAAGCUAGCUCAGUCAACACUGAAAAUAUCCUGUUUAAUCCAGAACUCUUGCAGAAUAAGAAAUUACCGUUAAUGGAGAACGUUAUGCAGAAAUCAUCUAACACCAGAAACAGAAGCAAAACUGGAGCAGACUCGCAGGCUGCAACUUUGUCUGCUACCAAUAAUUCCUCCCAGUCUUUGCAUAAAGAUCAAAAGAGAGGAUUUGUAGGAAGUUGGGUAAAGGGGUUAUUAAGCAAACAUAAUACCUUCAUGCCUUCAAGUGCCUUAACCCAUCAUAAGAAAAGUUACAAAAAUCCUUCUUUACUAAGAGCAACUGACUUACAUCUCCCUAAUAAGGGGGCAGCUAAUUUUGGUGGCUUUGAAGCCAAGGGUACAUGCAAAACAACUGAGGGGGCGCCUAAAUCUUCUGUUUGUCAAGAUGGAAAUCUUCCUCCUUUGUUAACAAACAUCACUGGUCCUUCUGCAAAUGCUCGUCUACCUGUAGUAAUCCCUGUAGUUGAUGGUCCAACUUUGAAUAAGUCUGGAAGCUCAUUGGGCACCUGGAGUAAAGUAAUUCAGCCUAACACUCCUAUCUUUAAUUCCAAACCUAGCCAUGGGGAAAAUGGACAUCACAAAUCUGAUGUGAAGGAUCAAGAAUCAAAUGCCAAAACUCACAAACUUCGUUUAAAACUGCUUAAAAAACUGAAGGCUAAAAAGAACAAGUUGGCCUCACUUGAUAGGCUGGCAAAAACUCAGAUGCAUAAUGGAAGCUCUCCAAACAGAGAUGUAGAAGAUCUCUUACAAUUUGGAUCUCCUCAUGAAAGUGAAUCAGUACAGAACUUACUGAAGGAACUGCAGUAUCAGAUUGAUGCUGCAGAUAGUGAAUCUGUAUAUAGUACAAACUCCAACAUGUCAUUAUGCAGUAGCCAGAGUAAUGCAGAGUUUUUAGCAGACUUAUUGUCGCCUACUUCCAUUGUUGCUUCUUCGGAGCUUCCAAAAGAUGAGUGUACAUAUUUGGAAAUGGUGGACAGCAAUACUGCAGCACCAGUGCACAGUGAGAGAACCAACCUCACAUGCGUCACUGUGGCAAGCAAAGACCAUAAUUAUUACAGUCCUGUAAAAGAAAGCAAAUAUGAAGGUAACACAGACUCACUAAUAAACAAAUCCUGCUUGAAAAGACUUUCCUUUGAAAGCCCCACAAAGGAGGAUAUCCUUGAAGACCUGUUCUCCCCUGCAGUGUUGAACUCAAUAGCAAGCGACAUAGAUUUACCUCAUUUUGAUGAAACUCUGUUUGAAACUUGAAUUGCUGUAAUAUUCGUUUUUAACACUUGAGAAUUUUGUAUAUCAGCUUUCACACAAAGUAUUAUUAAAUUAUAUUUUCAAACUAGUUUAUUUGCACGCUGGCUGUACUUGAACAUUGAAAAUCUGAAGUAUUUGUCUCUUACAUUUCAUUGUAGCUGUUGAAUAAGAUUUUUAGUCUUUAACUUUUCCAAUUAAAUAACUGAGAAAGUUGAUCUUUCACAAUCUUUUAGUGAACGUUAAUCUUUUUUUCACCUGGUUCAAUGUGUAUUUUUGUGUUUAAUUUUAGAAAGGUGAAAAUAAAAUACAUUGUUUUCUGGA
This is a messenger RNA of Gopherus evgoodei (Goodes thornscrub tortoise), 3780 nucleotides long. It is a transcript of the gene USPL1, whose product is annotated as ubiquitin specific peptidase like 1. The annotation marks the transcript as partial. Gene Ontology annotation, biological process: Cajal body organization; protein desumoylation. The transcript has 9 exons. Lineage: Eukaryota; Metazoa; Chordata; Testudines; Testudinidae. Gene Ontology annotation, molecular function: SUMO binding. Gene Ontology annotation, cellular component: Cajal body. The record is from RefSeq and is a predicted model, not a curated record.